This is a messenger RNA of Frieseomelitta varia, 759 nucleotides long. Its product is annotated as ninjurin-A. The record is from RefSeq and is a predicted model, not a curated record. The transcript has a single exon. Gene Ontology annotation, biological process: cell adhesion; tissue regeneration. The coding region runs from base 67 to 759 and encodes 230 amino acids. Lineage: Eukaryota; Metazoa; Arthropoda; Insecta; Hymenoptera; Apidae. Gene Ontology annotation, cellular component: membrane.
UUAUCUGAAAAAUAUUGACUUUGAAAGUGAUUGACCGAACGUGUUAAAAGUUGUAGUUGUUAAACUAUGGUUCCACAAAAAGAUAAAGUUAAUGAAAUUAUUUACAUGAAUGAGAUCAACGAUGACGAAAAAUCGUCGAAAUCAUUGGUUUCUAAACCAUUACAAGCGAAUGUUAGAUCGCGUUCCGGUUCCAUGCUUGAAACAGACAAUACAAACAAUCCACGGCCUACAUUCGGUCCAGAAAUCGACGACCUUGAACCAGGCGGAAAUUUCCCCAUAGGAUUUGAACCACGGAUAGGAAUUGACGAUGGUCUUCUGCCAAGCGAACCGGGAACUCCAAGAACCCCAUUUUUACCAGUGCCGCCUAUUCAGCCGAUACCUGACGUGAAUAUCUAUCAGCACAAGAAAACGCUCGCACAAGGAAUGAUGGAUCUGGCUCUUUUGUCUGCCAACGCAAAUCAAUUGCGUUACGUCUUACAAACUGACGGGGGGCAUCCAUACUAUUAUCCGUCUUUGGUGCUAAUAGGUUCUAGCCUGAUAUUACAAAUUGCCAUAGGAAUAGGACUGAUCUUGAAUAGCAGGUAUAAUGUUAAAGACGAUGCUCAAAUGUGCAAAGCUGAGCGAACUAAUAAUUGGACAGUGAUCGGUAUAUUUCUAGUAACAAUUUUUAAUGUUUUUAUCUCGUCGUUCGGCGUUGUUGAUCAAGUAUCAGUGAUUCCUGUAAUAUCUAGAAUUGCUAGUGAAAAUGAUGACGGAUAA